This is a messenger RNA of Scylla paramamosain (green mud crab), 2734 nucleotides long. RefSeq names its product nose resistant to fluoxetine protein 6-like. The coding region runs from base 42 to 2318 and encodes 758 amino acids. The transcript is spliced from 17 exons. Lineage: Eukaryota; Metazoa; Arthropoda; Malacostraca; Decapoda; Portunidae. Gene Ontology annotation, molecular function: acyltransferase activity, transferring groups other than amino-acyl groups. The record is from RefSeq and is a predicted model, not a curated record.
GUGUGACUGCAGGCUUUGUUAUUGGAGCGUCAGCCAGCAGCAUGUUGGGAGGACUGGUGGUGGUGGUGGUGGUGUUUGUGGCGGGGACAGACGCUCAGUCGUUGCUGCAUGAAGGUGGCGCCGAUCAUGUGCGGCAGGUGGCUAGGGAUGUGGGUGCCAUGUACCUCCCUGUGGCUGUGUCACCCUCCAGCCCCUGCGGCAGGGCCCUGGGGGAGAUGGCCGCGGCCCUGGCGUCCAACUCGUCCUCUGCCAUGUGGGCCGAGCACAUGGUUGAUUCCUGGGGGAAGACAACAGAUGGACAGUAUUUGGGUAAUCCAUUCUCUGGCUUCUAUGACGAGUGUGUGACUGCGGCCUCCCCCGGCGGAAGAAUUAAGGGCAAACACUGCAGGAUUUCCAUAACAAAAAUCACCGGGGAGGAGGGAGAGGAUACAAGAUCACACACAGACCCAGCAAACAAAUACCUUGAAUACCUCCGCCGCCAUCUUGGUAAGCCUGACCUCGCACUGCUGGGGAGUCUGGCGUGGGAGCCUCGGACGAGUGCGGUGCCCUUAGCGGUGCCUUACGGGAAUGUGCAGUAUGACACUUGUAUGCCGGAUGUGUGCACCAAGGAGGAGCUGCAGAACAGCCUCACUGAAGUGUUCCUGCCACAUGGAUUCUUCCCUUCUUUGUUCACGUGUUCUGCACAGGGUGAAGAGGUGGAGUUCACGGACGCGGAUGUUGGAUUCAUGUCUCUGGUCACUUUCCUGCUUGGACUGGUGACCUGUGCCUCAGUGGUGGACAUCUACCUGGAGUACACUGCCAAGCAACACCUGGCCAAAGGUGUGCUCCGUUACCUGCUGGUGUUCUCGGCCUACACCAACCUGGGCAAGAUACUCCAGGUGAAUCCCAAGACCAGUCCGGGAAACAUCACCUGCCUGCAUGCACUGAGAACUCUUUCAAUGGUGUGGGUGAUUUGGUGCCACCAGCAGAUGAUACCUCUUUUCAGUAUGGCUAAUAUAGUAAUGUUCCUUAUGAGUUUCAAGAACAUCCUGGCACAGACAAUUCUGAAUGGUUUUCCCAGUGUGGACUCCUUCUUCUUCCUGAGUGGGCUUCUCCUCUCCUACAGUGUGCUGAGGGAGGCCAGGAGGACCAACAGCUUCAAUGUGCUUCUCUUCUAUGUCCACAGAUUCAUAAGGCUGGUGCCCCCCAUUGCCCUGACAGUAGGUGUGUGCGCCACUGUGAUGCGGUUCCUGGUGGGAGGACCUAUUGACUACUUUUGGAACUUAGGAUUCUACCCAAACUGUCAGAAUUAUUGGUGGAGGGACCUGCUUUUCCUGGACAACUUCUACUUCAAUGAACCUUUGUGUGUGGGGCAGGCCUGGUACCUGGGGACAGACAUGCAGCUCUACCUGGUGGCUCCACUUAUCAUCCUCCCUCUCUACUUCCUCAAGAAAUUCGGUAAGACUUGGCUGUUCCUGGUGACUGCUGCGUCUGUCAUUAUCCCUGGUGCAAUUAUUUACCAGUACAACCUUCCUCCUACAUCUCUCAGCAAUAUUUUUAUUCCGAAGGAAAAACUAGAAGGAUACAAUUCCAAGAUUUAUCCUAUGCCCUGGACGCGCGCUAGCCCCUGGUUGGCUGGUGUGUGGCUGGGCUACAUAUUCUACCGACAAGGCAAUACCAGAUACAAGAUGAAUGCUCUGACGGUCACAGUGGGGUGGACGGUGGCUGCAAUCACUGGGCUGCUGGUGGUGUUUGGCAUGUACAGCUACAACAGAGUGGUGGUGCCCAUGCCCUAUGAGGUGAUGACGCAGGUGGUGUAUGGCGGCGGGCACCGGCUGGCCUGGGGCGCUGCGCUGGCGUGGAUGGUGUUUGCGUGUCACAAUGGAUAUGGAGGUUUGGUGGACGGGUUCCUGUCUCAUCCGGUGUGGCAGCCCGUGAGCCGCCUCACCUACACCACCUACCUGCUGGUGCUGCCCCUGCAGAGCAUUAUCCUCUGCAACACCAGCAAGGGUGGAGCCUACUACUUCACCCACCUCAACACGAUCACCUCCACGGUGGGGGCGGUGGUGCUAACGCUGCCGCUGUCCCUGCUGCUGUCCCUGCUGACUGAGUCUCCUGUGGUGGGCCUCGAGCGAAUGCUACUUAGGCCCAAUCACAACACACCGCGGCCUGCACCACCCAGUGAAGAGAAAGCUGCCCCACCACCCCCUGUCAACCCUGCCUUCCCUGAUGGUGAGAGGGCAAAGGAGGGCACCACCACCACCACCACCACCACCACCAGUGGAGUAGGCUUCUCUAACCCUGUGUUCACUGUGGAGGAAGUGGUGAAGGGAAGCUAAUGUGUGGGUAGGGAAAUGGCGAGGAAGUGAAGGAAGCUAUUACUACUACCAUUAUGUACUACUUCUAAUACUACUACUACUACUACUACUACAACUACUACUAGUAGUACUGUUAUAGUCGUCUAAAGUCGUCGUCGUCAGCGGCCUUUCUGACCGCUGGAUGGAAUCCAGUCAGCCACGGGGAAUCCCCCUCUGUUGUCGACGCCUGUGUGCCACCACAAUGGCCAUGAAAUGCCUCAUAUUGUUAAGUUGUAACUAAAUAUGCUCUAAUUACCAAAUUCUACAAUGAGGCUGUACAUAUCCAUGACCAACUAUGAUUUUUCCUGGAAAAUCUAUUACUGAGGUCAUGAGAGUGUCUCAGAUUAUCCUGUGGAUUCAAUUGUUAUGAACAUCAUGAAAAAUAUUACUUUUUCUCA